Messenger RNA from Diplodia corticola, 807 nucleotides. RefSeq lists its product as uncharacterized. NCBI's taxonomy places the organism in Eukaryota, Fungi, Ascomycota, Dothideomycetes, Botryosphaeriales, Botryosphaeriaceae. The record is from RefSeq and is a predicted model, not a curated record. Bases 1 to 807 code for a protein of 268 amino acids. The transcript has 2 exons.
AUGCUCGCCUGGAUACCUUCAGCACCGCAGCCUCCGCACCCCUACGUGCCGUCGCGUUCAUCUCCCCUCGCCCCCAGGCACCCCAAUGUCGUGCACCGCCAGCCGCUCGCUCCGACUACGAACACCAGCCACAACAUCUUCUCGUUCUCCAUGGAUCCGCCGUCGAAGCACUCCGCCGCAACUCCGCCGCAGCGCUCCGUGAAGCCAAACCCUUUGAUCCAGAAAACCGCAGGCGACGCGGGCCGAGAAAGGCGACGUGACAUGUUCCUGAAGAAGGUCGCCAAUAAUCGGGACGAGCGCAGAUGGUCCGGAAGAGCUGAGCAGAUCGAACGACUGGACCACAUCAAGGAGCAGAGGCGCUGGCAGCAGUACCUUGAGCGAUCGGCGCCCGGAAGCAUGGAGCCUUCGGAUGAAGAAGAAGAGGGGGAGCAUGAUGAGGAUGCGGAGAACCGCGACCCGAUGCUCGGCAGCAGCCAGAGGUCGACGAACGGCGUGCCGAACGUGUUCAGCAACUACGUGCGCUCCUCACCGCUACAGACUGUUUGGAGCCAGAGCUCGGAAGCCGAGGUUGAGGUGGUUGCACAGCAAGAGGACGAGGAGCUGGACGCCCUGUUGGCGAUGAUGGAGGAGGAUGAGCGGCGCGCGGAUAUCAAUGGCGAUGAUGUCGCGAACCAGCCCUACAACAGCGAUGACGAUGAGUACGACAGCAUCUUCUCGGAGUACCUAGCUGCCCAGCAGACAUCGCAACCAGCACACCACGACUCGAUUGAUGACCAUGACUACGAUGCCAUGGACAUGACCGGCUGA